AUGUCCAUGCCUCCUCAAACCGUACUUGUCAUUGGUGGCUCGGGAGCCCAGGGCAUACCAAUUGUCCAAGGUGGGUACUAUUCCCGUUGUAUAUGCAAACGACAUGCAAAAUCUGAGCUGAUCAAUAAUCCAAAAGAACUUUCACGCCAACCAAUGUACUCUAACAUUCGUGUCUUGACUCGCGAUUCAACCUCGCAAAAUUCCAAGCUCCUAGCACGCCUUCCGAGAGUUUCCCUGCAUCUAGGGCCCACCGAUGAUGAAGAAACUCUUAGAAGGGCGUUCGCCGGAGUAGACCUAGCAUAUGUGAACAUAAACAGCUUCGUUCUUGGAAUCAAGAAUGAGAUCUACUGGGGGAUUCGUAUAUAUGAGCUGGCAGCCCAAGCAGGCGUGAAACAUUUCAUCUGGUCAUCACUAGAUAACUACAUGUUCGAGACGCAGUACGAUGAUGCACUGCGAGUCGGUCACUACUACGGAAAGGCCCAUGUGGAGCAGUGGCUUUCUGCCAUUCCGCAGAUUGAAGAUUCAACGCGGUGGUCAAUUCUAACCACGGGGCCGUAUAUUGAAACACUCUUCGAGUUGCUGCGGCCCCGCCAGGAAGAAGACGGCACUUACGUCUUCGAAGCACCUCUUGAAACGGGUCGGUCCCGUUUGUGCACUUGGAAGACCUAG
This is a messenger RNA of Penicillium lagena, 669 nucleotides long. RefSeq lists its product as uncharacterized. Lineage: Eukaryota; Fungi; Ascomycota; Eurotiomycetes; Eurotiales; Aspergillaceae. The record is from RefSeq and is a predicted model, not a curated record. The transcript has a single exon. The coding region runs from base 1 to 669 and encodes 222 amino acids.